Messenger RNA from Xiphophorus maculatus (southern platyfish), 2526 nucleotides. RefSeq lists its product as uncharacterized. Bases 1140 to 1898 code for a protein of 252 amino acids. The record is from RefSeq and is a predicted model, not a curated record. NCBI's taxonomy places the organism in Eukaryota, Metazoa, Chordata, Actinopteri, Cyprinodontiformes, Poeciliidae. The transcript is spliced from 6 exons.
UUCUAAUUUUUACACAAUAAUAAAAAAGAAAGGAAUACGUAUGUUAUUUGGAGUUUAUGAGGUUACAGAUAAUAGCGGCAUGCACCUCCGAAGUCGUUUGCAGUCCAUUAAUAAUAAAAAAAGAAUUUUAAUAAAAAUGUUUAAGAAGAGUGAGGGUGCAUUUCCUUUUGUGAUUACAUGCCAGACGGUUCUGCAAACGUUUGAUUAAAAUAAAAAUAAGGACAGAUCCCACCCGUCCAUAAAUCUAAGAAGAAGCUGACGUCAUCGCAUGCGACAUUGGACCCCGGUGAGUACAAACCUGAAUCUGUCAGAAAUGGUUUUGUAUUAUAAAACAAAAGAAAAUACUACAGAAUGUGAUUGCAGUUGUAGGACUUAAUGGUAGUAGGACUGUGCCGCGAAUGGUUGAAGACAUUUGGACACGUUUGUAACAUGUAUUUUUUUAAUUUUUGUUGCCGCUAGCUACAUUAGCUAGCUACAUUAGCCUCUUGGAGCCCAGAGAGUUCAGCUGAACCUGCACUUAAUACAUUUAAUUAGCCAUGAUAGAGUCACAGAAUUGUUUGUUGUAUAAUUUGAGGGUUGCUAUAACAACCCUAGGCUGUGAUGAUCCUACAGGUUUUCUGAAUACACUGAUUGCAGCUAGGUCAUGCAUUUGAAUUAAAAACGAACUUGGGUCAUUACAGCCAAAGUUCUCUCCACCUGUCUACGUUGAAAUAAAUAACUUCCGAAAUCUGAACAUUUAUUUUGUUUUUAUGUCAACAGGUUCUUCUUUGAGAUAUUCAUCUGACAUACAUUUCUGCUCAUUCAUAGCACCCACAAAAGGCACUUUUAAGAGCCACGUUUGUCAUAUCUUUGUGUUCUUAAUUUGUCUAUUGUUCUUCACGUAAUUUGUCAACAGUUCUGUUUGUUUGUUUGUCCAUCAUAAGUCUUUGCAUUCUGUUUUGCUCUUUGUCAGUGUUUUUUAAGUAUGACACGCCCCAAAUUCAGGCCAUGCGCACAGUGUCAAACGCCCAAUCAGGCAAACAGAAAAAGUUGUGUCGCCUGCCACCAGAGUCUUUACACCAAAAAUAAAAGAAAAGUUUCAGACAUUCAAUGAUCAGUGGAGGGAAACAGUUUUAAAAAACAGAAAUGUUUCCCGCAUAAUGGAUUCUGCGGAAAUUGCAGUUCGCAAACUUCAUGCUUUAGGCUAUAAGCCUAUUUUAUUUUUUGCUAAGGAAGAUAAGUCUUCAAGCAAGUGGGUAGCAGAUGCAAUUACUCUUUUGGAGCCCACUGCUACUACAAAUAAUUUUCUUGAGAAGAUGCAAAGGGCUUAUGAAUUUCUCCUCCCUGAAGCCACGUCUGUACCAGUGCAGCCCGACACCUCCACGGAACAGCAGGUUUUUUCACCCAAAGAGCAGUGGGCUGAUGAAAAAGCUGAGAACCUGGUCUAUGAACCAACAGAGACCAUAGCUGAGGAAGAGCCUGUGAUUGUGCUUGAUCUGGUUCCUGUUUCUCCUCCUAUUGUUCCUUCUUCUCCGGCUUUCCAGAAGAAGAAAAGAGCCAGAAGCACCUCUCCACCUGCCUCUCCUCCUACUCUGCCAUCUGUCUCUCCCAUAGACCAGCCAAAUCAACAUUCAUAUGAAUCGCCUGCUGCCCAUGCCAUCUCGUUAAGUCAGGGUGGCCUAUUUGAAAAUAAGAAGAGAAAGGGUUGCCGGAAAUGUAGCAGACAAAAGGUGUUCCUGUUUGACUCAAUCACUGGGCAUAGGACUAUUGCGGGCAAAGAGGAAGUAAAAAUUCAUUGGUUGCCCUGCUCUGCUUGCGGGAAAAUCUGGGAUGACACCUGGGAACCUGCAAGUGAAUUCACACAUGUUGCUGUCCCCCAAGAGCUUCUUCCUUCAGACAGCAAACAAGUCCUUCCAUGAUGUUGCUCUUUCUUUUUUUGUGUUACAAAGUUGUAAUUUCCAUUUUUCUAUAACUGUAGUUUGACUAUAUUAAAAGGUUUUCUGUGUAAUAUUGUUUUCGGCUUAUUUUGGGCUGUUUAUUGACACGUCUUUGUCAUGUUCUGUAAAAGACUGAGUGAUGCUGGUUGAGUCACUGCAUGAACAAGUUAUUUUGCCUGUAUUGAGGCUUCAAAUUUUGAACAGGAUUGUUUGUACAUUUUGGCUUGUAAUAGUUGACCUAAUGUCUUAAAUCCUUUAAAUGGAAGUUUUCACUUAACAUUGCAUUAAAAUAAGAUUAUUUACCAUAUAAAGCAAAGUCGAUAGUUUUAAUGGAUUUUAAUUUAACUUUUAAUUCAUUUUGCAUGAAAAUAUUAUAAUUGACACUUUUGAUGCACCUUUAAUGCAAGUUUUAAUACAACUUUGAAAUUAAAUGUCAUUAUUUACCAAAUAAAGCAAAGUUGACACUUUUAAUGAGUUUUAAAUUCACUUUUAAUGCAACUUUGCAUUAAAAUAUUAUUAUAGUUGACACUUAGUGGAUUUUAAGGCAACUUUCAACACAACUUUGCAUUAAAAUGUCAUUAUUUACCGAAUGCCGUCCAUGAAAACAGCU